Periophthalmus magnuspinnatus is the source of this 2956-nucleotide messenger RNA. Its product is annotated as netrin-4-like. The coding region runs from base 162 to 2030 and encodes 622 amino acids. Gene Ontology annotation, cellular component: laminin trimer. Gene Ontology annotation, biological process: substrate adhesion-dependent cell spreading; cell migration; basement membrane assembly. Gene Ontology annotation, molecular function: protein binding. The record is from RefSeq and is a predicted model, not a curated record. NCBI's taxonomy places the organism in Eukaryota, Metazoa, Chordata, Actinopteri, Gobiiformes, Gobiidae. The transcript is spliced from 10 exons.
GAGUGGGAUGGAGACAUGGAAUACAUUCUGCAUAACGACAGUGCAGCGUUUGUAGUAAGAGAGGACACUUCAGUCUGACUGGCAGCUGUGAAGCGUCUAAUACUCACGUCUUUUGGAUAUAGACCUUGACAUUUCUGUCAAAGAAACUAGACUGCUCCAAGAUGAGAAGGUGGAUUUACGCAUUUUCAUAUUUCCUUGUAGCUCUAUCUGAAUCCAGAGGUCCACCUGUGGAAAGCCGCUGCUCCGGGCGCGCGUGCAACCCGCGCAUGGGUAAUCUGGCAGUGGGCAGAUUUAUCAACACUCAGUCGGUGUGUGGUUCCAACUCCUCUGAACCAUACUGUUUCUUCAAACAAACUUUAUUCUCUCGCAGCAGUAUGGAUUUUUGCACUCAUUCAAAGUGUGACAAGUGCAACGCUGCCAUUCCCAGGCUGGCGCACCUUGCCUCGGCUAUGAGCGACUCGUCUUUCCGCUUUCCACACACCUGGUGGCAGUCGGCGGAGGGAGCGCAGGAGGAGACGUUGCAGCUGGACUUGGAGGCGAAGUUUUUGUUUACGCACCUCAUCCUAGUGUUCCGCUCCCCCCGCCCCGCUGCCAUGGCGCUGGAGCGCUCUCAGGACUUUGGCAAGACGUGGAGGACGCUCAAGUAUUUUGCCAAAAACUGCGAGGAGACGUUUGGACUUGUAGAGGGGCAGUCGUCAAUGGGAAAUGGGACCCCAUGCAGCUCCAAAUACUCAACAGCCUUCCCGUGUACCAGAGGAGAGGUUAUAUACCGGGCCUUAUCCCCUGGCAGCACACUGGACCCCUAUGGACCAGAUGCCCAAGAUCAGCUGAUGGUGACCAACUUGAGGGUGCGACUCCUACAGCGCCAGCCUUGUCCCUGUGAGGCCAAACACCCCAGAGCACUGCCCACAAAGCAUUAUGCAAUUUAUGAUUUUAUUGUGAAGGGGAGCUGCCUCUGCAAUGGACAUGCAGAUUACUGUGUGCCAGUCAACGGCCAGAAGAAGAAAAUGCACAACAUGGUCCAUGGGAAGUGUGUCUGUCGCCACAACACUGCCGGUGACCACUGCCAACGCUGUGCUCCUCUUUUCAAUGACCAACCCUGGCAGGCAGCCAAUGGCAUCACCGGGAGCCCACACGAGUGCCAGAAAUGCAAGUGUAGUGGCCAUGCUCAGAGCUGCCACUUGGACCGUAGGCUGUGGUUGGCAUCGGGUCGGAGAGGUGGAGGCGUGUGCGACAGCUGCCUCCACAACACUGGGGGGCGACACUGUCAGAUCUGUAAAAAAGGAUACUAUAGGGACCCAGCUCUACCAAAAACUGCCCCGGAAUCGUGCAAAGCUUGUUUGUGCCACCCUCUGGGCUCUGUCUCAGCUGGGGGUCCUGUCUGUAACCCCAGCAGUGGGGAGUGCACCUGUAAACCUGGAGUGGCUGGCCCCCACUGUGACAGAUGCAUGAUGGGAUACUGGGGACUUGGACAAUAUGGCUGCCGUCCCUGUGACUGCACAGGGGAUUGUGACCCCUAUACCGGCGACUGUCUUUCUGGCUCAGAUGAGGGGGUCUCAUUCUCAACCACUGGCCACCGCAGCAAUAACAGUGAGACGGCACUCUUCAGGCUAGAGGAGCUGUUCUCUGCACUGCACCACUCCGAGAAAUGUGAAUGUGUGGAGGCAACUCUCAGUAAUCCUAAGCUUUUCUGUGCUGCAGAGUACGAUUAUGUCCUGAUGGCAAAAGUAAUGGCUGCCCACGACAAAGGCUCCCAUGUUGAGGUGGAAGUGAACAUUAAAAAAAUCUUGUACAGUAAAGAGGAACUAAAAAUCCUGAAAGGCAGCAUCACCCUUUACCCUGAAUCAUGGACUAUCCAUGGCUGCACCUGUCCCAUACUCAACCCAGGAUCAGACUAUUUAGUUGCUGGACAUGAGGAUUGGAGGACUGGUCAUCUCAUUAUCAACUUGAAGAGUUUUGUGAAACCGUGGAAAACAAGUUUGGGACAAAAAAUUAUGGAAAUUAUCAGAAAAGACUGUACAAAACGGUAAUAAAAAUAUUGCAACUUUCUGACAUCUGUCACAGCAAAUCAUCUACCUCCAAGUAGAGUGUAGUAGUUCGCUUUAGUUUGGUUUGGUAUUUACACCAGAUGCCCUCCCUGAAGUUCUAUUUAUCCAGACUGGCACAAAGAAGACAUUGGCUUGUAAAACCACCGGGAAGUAAGACUGAAAUUAGUUUCAGUUUAAGUUGUUUGACAAUCAUCUGUGACACUAUAAAAAGUAAACAUGAUAUAUUUGGUGGAUGUACUGUACCAUACAAAAAGACAGUGUGGAAUGUUCAAGCCUCAGCAUACCUUGAAAAGAUGUGCUUGUAGAAUGCUGGAUCCAAGAAGCCAUGAGAACAAAGAGAGCCAUAAACACGUUGAUCCGUGCAAAACCCGCUGAAAUCCCAGUGACUUCAGGCAUGUUGUUUAUGAAAGGGAAGGAAUGCAUAGUCAAUUUGGAGUAAUAUUUCCUGGCUUUACUUUUUGACUCAAGGUGAUGAGCCUGAACACUGGGGCUGUGGUGUUUACUGCAAAAGCACCUUGUUGUCUCAUUGAAAUCAGUGAUAAAUCUUCAACCUGUGGAGGUCUGUUUACGUUACAUGCCCUUGGCAAAGAGUAAACUGUGCAGCGAAAACACCAAAAACUAUUUAAAAAAUCUGUUUAAAACUCUGCUUCAAAAUACAGCUCAGUAUAUCACCUCAUAUUGAUGCAAUGACUGACGCAUAAUGAAAGUGCAAUAUUAAUUUAACUGUUCUCUUUUUCAUCCAUUGUUACAUAUUAAAAGGAGUCACUUGUAUUGACUCUAGAAAAUUUCACAUACAAUACUUUUUUCAUCUUUGCCAAUUCAGAUAUUUACAUUUUAAAUACAUUUUAACGCAAUCAUGAUGAAUUGUUAUACUCUACAGUAACCUUCAGACUCUGUCCUCAGAAGAC